AUGUCGCUCGAAGAAAUUGCGCAAUCGAGUCAUUUGAGCAUUUCGGGCAACACUAGCCGAAUUUGGAUGGCCGCAUGGCACCACAAAGGCGAUUUAUUGGCGAGUUGCGGCGAAGAUAAAACGGUUCGCAUUUGGAACGUUCGACAAGACGCCGGUGAGCAAUCGUGUAAAUUCUCGCUGGAAUGCGUCACAACUCUCGACGAGAGUCAUACGCGCGCAAUUCGCUGCGUCAAUUUUUCCAAUUCCGGCCAAUUAUUGGCGUCGGCGAGUUUCGACGCCACAAUUGUGAUCUAUCAAAAAGAUGAGAACGGCGAGUUCACCGAAGUCAACAAGUUGGAGGGUCACGAGAGCGAGGUGAAAUGGUGCGCGUUCUCGAUGAGCGACGAGUUUUUGGCGACGUGCAGCCGCGACAAAACCGUCUGGGUUUGGCAAAUGGACGAGGAUGACGACUUCAACGUUUCCUCGAUUCUUCAACCUCAUACGCAAGAUGUCAAAUUUGUUGCGUGGCAUCCGAGCGAAGAACUUCUCGUCUCGUGCAGCUAUGAUUCGAGCGUUCGAUUCUUCACCUACGAUGGCGAUGAUUGGGUGACGAAGCAGAAGUUCGACAAAGCGCACGCCGGCACUGUGUGGUGCGCCGCGUUCGACGCGCGCGGCCAUCGAAUGGUCACCGUUGGCGAGGACGCCGUCAUUCAGGUGUACACGCGGCGCAAUCCGACGGAAUUGUCGGCUGUCGACGACGAAUGGAAGAUUGCGAGCAGGCUUCAGAUUGACGACACGAUUUGGCCGAUUUAUAGCGUCUCUUGGAAUCGAUUCAAUGAUUUCAUUUUGACAGCGGGCGGUGAUGGAAAAAUUAGAUUGUUCAAAGUGAGCGGGACCAUCGAGAACUCUCUAAUCGAGCCGAUGGGAGUGAUGGCUCGUCUCGGCGAUGAGAUCAACAGCAUCGCUUGGUGUCCCGUCGAGAAUCGCCAGAAUCUCGCCGUCACCACCGCCGACGACGGCACAAUCCGUCUAUGGCACCUUCGAAUUUGA
Messenger RNA from Caenorhabditis bovis, 1029 nucleotides. Lineage: Eukaryota; Metazoa; Nematoda; Chromadorea; Rhabditida; Rhabditidae. The record is from the annotation of a GenBank genome assembly.